This is a messenger RNA of Penaeus monodon (black tiger shrimp), 1781 nucleotides long. RefSeq lists its product as uncharacterized. The record is from RefSeq and is a predicted model, not a curated record. Lineage: Eukaryota; Metazoa; Arthropoda; Malacostraca; Decapoda; Penaeidae. The coding region runs from base 234 to 1781 and encodes 515 amino acids. The transcript has 11 exons.
UCCUUUACAACAUUGAAAAAAAAAAAUGUUAUAUAACUAACCUGACCUGACCCGACCUCUUAUUUCACCAAAGGUCAACUACACGUCACUCGUUCACGUGAUUCCUCCCGUGAAGCAAGAGUGGACAGCGAACGUUUCCUGCCCUUGCUUUGCCAUAAAUCUCGGGUUUAAUGUGACCAUCGACCUGCCGUCCUUACCGUACCCGCCCUGGACGGCCAACAUCACCAUCACGUAUGACUAUGGGACCCUGCAGCCUGCAACGUUCCUGGACUUUGGCACUGUGUCCGGACUGGGAGUGGCACAGGCUCUCACUUGGGACUUCCACCUGGUGUCCCUCGAGCCUGGCAACCACUCGCUUACUUUCUUCAUGGAGAACGAAGUGUCCAAUACCACCUUUACGACGUGGGUGCUUCUGGAGGAGGGCCUGGCCAACAUCUCGUGUACAAUGGGGUGGGACUUCGAAGGCACGAUCCUCCCGGGCCUCGGAGACGCAGGGAACUCUUUCCUGUCCAACGAGACGAUCGUCUUCACGUUCUGCAUACAAGUGGCGCCUGACUUUGUUACCGUCGGGAGAAGUUGUCUACGAGACCAGCCUCGGGAAUGAAACUCUACAGCACAUGUAUACGGAGAACGUGACAAAGAUCGUGACAGCCUCGUUCCUGGUGCUGCCGCCGCUGUCCUGCCUGAUGGUUGACCUCGGCGACAACUCCUCGCAAGUCACCUUCGGAUACGAGUCGAUGUGCAAGGAAAGAUACCCAGACUCUAUUUACAAGGAUAUAUUCAGCAAUCCUCUCGAUAUUGAACACGUAUACAGGCACUUGCGGGCCUUCGCCGUGCGCUCAGCGUCCCUUGACUCUCCCCCCCCCAGCGACGAAGGCAUCUACAAGGUGCGGGGCAUCGCGUGGGACCCCCGCGUCACCCUCACCAUGGAGCUGCAGGUGGUGAUCGCCGACGUCCCCUGCAUGAUGCCCGUGGUCUCCGUCGUCGACAAGGUGCAGUUCCCGCAGUCGGCGCCGGACGUCUGGCGCUCCAUGGCCUUCCAGCGCUCCACCGUCGCCACGAUCAACUGCACGCGGACGGUGCCUGUGCUUCGGUGGUGGACGGUGACGAAGGUGGACAAGUGGACAGGCGAUCCACUCAAAGAUGUCUUGGUGGAGAACGUGAUCUCGUCUUGGAACUAUUCUCAGAUCAACAUACCGGGUCUCUUCCUGGAGAUCGGUGUUUACAAACUCACGUACUAUUUAACCCUCGAGUGCUCCAAGAUCUUCCCUCUCACUAGGAGCGACUUCACCCACGUCGAGAUCAUCGCUUCCCCGUUACAAGCAGUUAUCAUCAAGGGAUCAGUAAGCGCCAUUAGCCGCGGAACGCUUCAGUUCGCGUUGCUCGACCCUGGAGCGCUGUCCGUUGAUCCCGACGCCCCCACGAACAAGAACUUCAACAUAACGUGGUGGUGUCGCCAAGUUAGUCCGACGGAAGAAAUACACGAAUUGGGUGGAAAUGGCUACCCAGUGGAAUACAAUGAACAAGAGGUUCCUGCACCUUGGGAUGCGUAUGGGAAGGGGGGUGGAGGGUGCUUCGCCAAGGGCAUCAACCUGAAGAUGGCAACGUUUUCGCACCCAGAAACGAUCUACGAGGUAAUGGUCAGGGUUGCCAAAGACACGAGGGUUGCUCACGCUGCAGUGGCUAUCGAGGUGCGUGGACCCGAGUGCCUGCGUGCCCUACCAAGAUGGCGUCCUCAUCAACCCGUCGAACAGGCUGGCACUGCUAGGAGAGUGCCUUGA